UUACUGUAGUUUACCACCGUUAACUGGAGUACCAUUAACUAGUUAGACCACGAGCUCACGCGGGAGCGAUAAUGCAGUCUGUGCGAAAACGUCGAGACAACGAUUCGACAUCUCAAAGGAGCUCUUGUCACGUUGACAGCACUUCUGGUGGUGUAAAGGAAAAUGUGCCCCAGCAGAAGAGGCCGCAUUUCCACUGUGACCUGUGGUUCUGUCUGACUCUGCAGAACUGGAUACUGGACUUUGGAAGACCUAUUGUCAUGAUAACUCUUCCUCUGGAGUGGUUUCCCCUGAACAAGCCCAGUGCAGGAGACUAUUUCCACAUGGCCUACAACGUCAUAACACCAUUCAUCCUGCUCAAGCUGAUUGAGCGCAGUCCCAGGGCGCUGCCUCGCUCGGCGGUCUACCUGUGCAUCAUCACGCUUGUGAUGGGAGCCAGCAUCCACCUGGUGGGAGACUCCAUCAACCAUCGGCUCAUCCUGAGUGGCUACCAGCUCCACCUGUCAGUCAGAGAGAACCCCAUCAUCAAAGACCUCAAACCUGUCUCACUGAUCGACUCCUUUGAGCUGCUGUAUUAUUACGACGAACACCUGGGACACCUGAUGUGGUAUAUUCCGUUCUUCGUGAUUCUGUUCCUCUACUUCACCGGCUGCUUCACCAAAGCCAAGGAGGAGAAGAGGCUGCCCGUCUCUGGCUGCCUGUUGCUGGGACCCAGCGCUCUCUACUAUUGGUACCUGGUCACUGAAGGACAAAUCACUGAACUCUUCCUCCUCACCUUCCUUGCCAUGGUUGUCGUGGUGAUGCAUCAACACCGUAAAGGCCUCAGUCCAGACAGCAACGGCCGUUUCCUGUUCUUCAGUUUCUUUGUCGCCGUGCUCCUGGUCGCACUGUGGGUGGCUUAUCUGUGGAGCGAUCCGGUGUUGCGCAACAAGUACCCCGGACUCAUUUAUGUGCCAGAGCCUUGGUCCUACUACACUUUACACAUCAAGCAGAACCACUGAGUUACAUACCAGUCCAGCGGACUUCCCGUGACGGAGGUCGGGACUGCACUCGGACGACGGUGACGAUCGUUGAAGGUUCUGCUGGCUUCCGGCGGGGAUUUGACUCCUCGGUUUCGUUCUAUAUCGUGAGGGAGGCUUCAAGAAGUCGGAGUUGUGAUGUUCGGGCAAAUCUGUAAAAACUGUUUGGACCUCGUGACAUCUGAGACAAAGAGAGAUCCAUUUAAGCAGAUGCUCCAUAUGUCAUGUCAAAAGAUACUUAAAUGGGGAAAUAUAUACUCACAAUUGGGGGGGAAAAAUCAAGCAGCCAAUUUAGCGCCCUUUUAUGCAUAUUACAAAACAUAUUACGUUAAUUCAUAAAAUUACCACAAAUUAAUCUUUACUGAGCCGUUGGGCUUCAGGCCCCUGAGGUUUUGGUAUUCAGUUUUGUAAAAAAAAUAGAUAAGCAUCAAUUUUACAAAACCCAGUACAGACUCGAGGUGAAUAUAUCUCUGGUACAUUAAAGUGUUAAACCUUAAACUCAAAGGACUCGAUCAGUUGAUGAUUGAGUUCUGUGAAACAUCAAGGUUGUUCAUCAGAUGUAAUGCCACUUACGUCUGGGUUUUUAAGAAAGAAAAGAAGAGAAAUUAAUUUAAGUUACGCAGCUUUUGUAAAGCGAGAGUCACAAACUGAUAAACAGAUCGGCUUUCAAUUUGGAAAAAGAUAAAAAAUAACAAGAUGAAAGAUAGUGUUUAAAAAAGUCUGUUGGUGAGUCAGAAAGACUUGGGUAUCAAAACAGAAUGUACUAGAAAACAUAAGCAAAAACUUAAAAAUAAUAAUAAAUUGUCUCAGGUAUUUAAAAUGUCACGCUUUUACAGAUUUAGUGAUAUUUAUAUUGUCAAUAAUUUAGACAUGAGAGCUCUGAACUAAUACAUUUACCUUUUGUGGCCAUAGUGCUAUAUUUAGUGACAACAUAUUGUUCUUUUAUUUUGUCAAAAAUCUCCGUAAGUUAUGUACAAUGUUAGUUCACAAGGAAAAGAAGAUGCUUUUAUUAUUGAAAAGGCCAAGGAAAGAAGCAAUUAGAUAAGUUGUUACUUUGCUGAUUUUAGUUUAUUUUACAAGUUAUUGUUCUCAAAGUAAAAUUGUAAUUGCUGUGUUUUUUGUACAGUAUUGUUCCUUUGCUUAAGAUUACUUUGUUGCUGGUAAAAUACUGUUUAGUUACUGGUUCCUCAUUGGUUAAAUGUAUUAAAAUGUUAAAAUUGACAUAA
Molecule: messenger RNA, 2242 nt
Organism: Pseudoliparis swirei
Lineage: Eukaryota; Metazoa; Chordata; Actinopteri; Perciformes; Liparidae
Gene: cln6a
Product: CLN6 transmembrane ER protein a
Exons: 8
Coding region: 72-998 (308 amino acids)
Source: RefSeq, a predicted model, not a curated record